AUGGAAAGUUUGAAGUUUGAGCGAGAACUUCGUCAGGCGGAUGCAGAUUGCAUCACAAAGCUAGAAGAGGCAAUACUGCAAAUGAAAGUCAAAUUGGACCCGGAAACUCAAUUGACUCGGGCGGAGACAGUUCGCAUCAACCUCCAACGCUUCCAGUCAUCAGACGGAUGUCGAGCGAUUUAUAACCUGGAUCCGUGGUGUCCAGAUUUUUUUGCCACGAAAGGCGUCACUCAUGAGGACAACAAAAUCCAAUUGAUUGGUGGUCUCAUCAGGGAAACCAACACGACCACGUUCUACGCUAGCGGUUUUGAAGGUUUCCUGGGAAAACCUUGGACAGAUUUCAAAGCAAAACUUAUUGCUUUUGCGCUCCCACCCAACUGGCGCACAAUGCUCCAAGGGAAAUUCAAAAACCUUCAGAUGCAUAAUUACGAAUCGUUUUUAGCCUAA
Molecule: messenger RNA, 447 nt
Organism: Puccinia graminis f. sp. tritici CRL 75-36-700-3
Lineage: Eukaryota; Fungi; Basidiomycota; Pucciniomycetes; Pucciniales; Pucciniaceae
Exons: 2
Coding region: 1-447 (148 amino acids)
Source: RefSeq, a predicted model, not a curated record